Messenger RNA from Clonostachys byssicola, 3156 nucleotides. The record is from the annotation of a GenBank genome assembly. NCBI's taxonomy places the organism in Eukaryota, Fungi, Ascomycota, Sordariomycetes, Hypocreales, Bionectriaceae.
AUGGUUACCGUUCAUCGAAACGGUCUUACUCUGCUCGGAAAGGACGUGGCAAGGAGCGACCCGCCACGAUGGAAAGUUCUGCUGACGGUCCCAAGCAUCAUCUUCAUCCACGGUCUUCGGGGCCAUCCACAGAAUACGUGGGGCCGAGGCUCUGACGAAGGCCGGGAUACCGAGCGGGAUCCUCCUCCCAAACCUACAUCGAGACUCAAAACUUUCUUCAAGCGCGACAAGUCCCGACUCCGAUCCGAUCGAUCCAGUCCUGGGCCAAGCAGCCCACAGCCCCGUCCCUUUUGGCCACACGAGUUCAUGCCCCACGAUAUCCCCGAAGCCAUGGUAUGGACGUACGGAUACAAUUCGCAAGUAAUAAGUGGUCUUUUCACGCCAAACAAUGAAAAUAGUGUAUUCCAGCACGGCCGGGACCUUGCUGGGCGGUUUGAGCGGGAAAUAAACAACGAGGCCAUACGAAAGUCGCAAGUAUGCCGAUCGAGGACCAAGCUCAUCGUCUUUCUCGGCACUCCGCAUCGUGGGAGUCGUGCUGCUGGCUGGGGCGUGACCGCAGCCAAGGUGGCGCGCCUUGCCUAUUCUCCGAACAUAAAGCUCGUGGAGGCCCUCGACGUAAACAGUCUUGCGCUUGAUACGAUACAUGAAGAAUUCAUAAAUAUUGUGCAUGAUUCACAGCUACAAAUUCAUUCGUUCCAGGAGGGGCGGCCCAUGUCGACAAUUCCAGGACAUGUUGAGAAGAUUGUUGACGAUUUCUCAUCAAGACUUGGCCUGCCCCAAGCUUUCGAGAAGGUCGAGACGCUCGAUGCUGACCAUAAACAAAUGGUCAAGUGCACAGGCAGGGAAGAUGACCGCUAUCGAACUAUUCGUACUGUUAUACAGCAUUUCAUCCACCGUCCACCGGUAGAGGCAAGCUCGGCUGCAAGAAUCACCAAUACUGCAGCCUCUCGUUCUUUAGAAGCCAGGGCAGAAAUAAGACGUGACGACAUUCUAUCUAAGAUCUCAACAACCCUAUUCACCAACAACGGAUACAACAGAGUUGCCCUGGUCGGUCUGGGGGGCAUCGGUAAAUCGCAGAUCGCGAUCCAAUUUGCGUUCUGGGUCGAAGAGAACAAGCCCGAAGUUUCGGUUUUUUGGCUUUCGGCGCUGAGCAAAGCCAGCUUUGAGCAAUCUUGCCGGGAAAUCAUGACACAAUGCGACAUUAAUCAAUCUUCUGCGACUGAUGAUGCCACGACAGUAGUGCAGCAAUACCUAAGCUCCAAAGCUUCUGGGAAAUGGGUUCUUAUUCUGGACAACGUGGACGAUGCGCAAAUCCUUGGACAACCUAUACAUUACUUCCUUCCCAAAAGCAGGGACGGAUUGAUGCUAUUUACGACACGAUCUCAAGAGAUUGCCAGUGACCUUGCUCUCAGCGAGGUCAUCAGAAUCCCUGAGAUGUCCCCGGUGGAGGCGAAAGGGUUUCUAGAAAAGUCUCUCCAGAAGAAGGACUUAAUUGAAGAUGAAACCGCCACGGGAGCCCUCUUACAAGCACUCACUUAUUUGCCUCUCGCAAUUACUCAAGCCGCAGCAUACAUCAACAAGAAUAGUGCUUCAAUUGCUCAAUAUCUUGACUUGCUCAGCCAGGCUGAUGAGAACAUGGUUGAGCUGCUCAGCAGUGAGUUUCGGGAUGAGACAAGACACCCUGAAAGCGCAAAUGCUGUGGUUGCGUCCUGGCUCGUAUCUUUCAAUCAAAUCAGCGAGACUGACCCAAUCGCGACCAGAUUACUCUUAUUCCUAGCCUGGAUCGAGCCAAAGGCAAUCCCUAAAUCCAUAUUUCCAGAGGAGUCUGAGAUCGAGCUAUACCGAGCUAUUGGGAUACUUCUGGGAUAUGGAUUCUUGUCCCAACGAAAGGAGGAGGGUAUAUAUGACAUGCACAGCCUUGUUCACUUAGUGACUCGAACGUGGAACAGCAGCCGCGGGGGAAAUCAGUAUACUUUAAGAGAAGCAAUGUCACAAAUGAUCAUGGUCUUCCCAUUUAUCAACUGGGAGACUCGUGAGGUGUGGAGGCAAUAUCUUCCUCAUGCGUUACGGGCUCUGCAAAAUGCUGCUACGCUCGACGAUGAAGGGUCCCGCUUAGGUGACCUAGCUGGCAAGUCCCUUUAUCAAGAUAAGCGCGGUCGAGAAGCAGUUGAAGUGCUUGAGCGUGUGUUACAAUUCCGGAAUGAAGCUCUCGCAGAGGACGACCUAGACCGCUUAUCAUCACAACAUGUACUCGCAUGUGCUUACAAAGAUGAUGGGCAGAUAAAAGAGGCAAUUCAUCUACUAGAGAAGGUAGUUUUUAUUAAAUCAAACCUUCUUGCAGAGGACAGCCUAAACCGCCUGACAUCACAACUUGCACUAGCGAUUGCUUAUAGAAAUAAUGGGCAGGUAAAAGAAGCAAUUAGUCUAUUAGAGAAGGUGGUCUCAAUCCGGUCAAAUCUUGCAGAGGACGACCCAGACCGCCUGGCAUCACAACAUGAACUCGCAUGCGCUUAUAAAGAUAACGGGCAGGUAAAGGAGGCAAUUACCCUACUGGAGAAGGUGGUCUCAAUCCGGUCAAACCUUGCAGAGGACCAUCCAGACCGCUUGGCAUCGCAGCAUACACUCGCAUGUGCUUAUAGUGAUGAUGGGCAUAUGAAAGAGGCAGUUGGUCUGCUGGAGAAGGUGGUCUCAAGCCAGUUAAAUCUUGCAGAGGACCACCCAUCCCGCUUGGCAUCGCAGCAUGCACUCGCAUGUGCUUACAGUGAUAAUGGGCAGAUUAAAGAGGCAGUUAGUCUGCUGGAGGAGGUGGUUUCUAUCGAAUCAGGUCUUCUUUCAGAUGACGACCCAGACCGCUUAGUAUCACAGCAUGCACUCGCAUGUGCUUACAGUGAUAAUGGGCAGAUUAAAGAGGCAGUUAGUCUGCUGGAGAAGGUGGUUUCUAUUGAAUCAGGUCUUCUUGCAGUUGGCCACCCAGACCGCUUAGUAUCACAGCAUGCACUGGCACGUGCUUACGGAGAUGAUGGGCGAAUCGAAGAUGCGAUCAAGCUCUUGGAGCAAGUGGUCUCGAUAAGGCAGAUAACACUUCCAGAGGGCCACCCAAAACGACUCGCUUCGGAAGGAGAACUGAAGUCUUUACAUCAGGCCUAUCAUCAAUAA